AUGGUUAAGAGCAGCCCUCGUUUGCACAAUUAUUUCGAUCCAUAAUAAAUUAGAGCCUUAAUAGUAACAUAAGAUAGUUUUUCUCCUGGUUUAAAUGUAGUUAUAAGAGAAAUAGUUUAACAUUUAAAUUAUAAUUAUAAAGUUAAUUAAAUAUAUGGGGCUAAAUAUCGAUUUAAAGGCAUUUAUAAGGAAGAAUAUAUAAAAUUAUCACCUGAAGUAAUUAAUUUUGUUCAUCAUAAAGGAGGGACAUUUUUGGGUACAUCCAGAACAGGAUUUAAUAAAGACAAAAUAAUUGAAGGAUUAAUUAAUUGUAUGUCAUUUGCUAUAGAAGUACAUUUAUUUAUCGUAAAAUAAAAAAUUAUUUUUAAAUAAAGGAAGUUUGUUUACCGCAUAUAUUAGAAUUAUAUUAUGAAGUUAGAAAAAGAAAACUAAAUAUUGCAAUUUGUAAUAUUCCAAGAAUUGUAGAUAAUGAUAUUCCUUUUUCAGAUGAAUCUUUUGGCUAUAAUAGUGCAAUUAAAAAUUUUUGAAAGUGCUUAAAAUAUGUUAACUAAUAUGUUAAAAAAAAGGACUCUGAUAUACAGUUUUUUUUGA
Messenger RNA from Ichthyophthirius multifiliis, 591 nucleotides. Its product is annotated as phosphofructokinase family protein, putative. Gene Ontology annotation, molecular function: 6-phosphofructokinase activity. The transcript has 2 exons. Gene Ontology annotation, cellular component: cytoplasm. The record is from RefSeq and is a predicted model, not a curated record. Gene Ontology annotation, biological process: glycolytic process. NCBI's taxonomy places the organism in Eukaryota, Ciliophora, Oligohymenophorea, Hymenostomatida.